This is a messenger RNA of Suillus bovinus, 1920 nucleotides long. RefSeq names its product Mycolic acid cyclopropane synthetase-domain-containing protein. The transcript has 10 exons. The record is from RefSeq and is a predicted model, not a curated record. NCBI's taxonomy places the organism in Eukaryota, Fungi, Basidiomycota, Agaricomycetes, Boletales, Suillaceae. The coding region runs from base 99 to 1550 and encodes 483 amino acids.
GCCUCCACCUUACAUCUUCUCCAUAACCUACGCUGUACCUUUCGUUCUUCCCUCCCCCCCCCUCUUUCUCCUUUUUCUUUCUUAUAAAUUCUUUCAAAAUGUUGAACGCAGCGACCUCCACAGCUUUGACAUUCUCCUCAGCUCCAAAUUUCUAUCGUUCUCCUUCAUCCUUAUCGAUUGUUCUCCCAAAUCCAAAGACUAUCAUAUCCACUUAUGCGCGGAGUUCGGUCCUUGCCGUCAUGGAGAAAGCCAUCACUCGCGGACACUUGACAGUCGCCGAUUCUGAAGGCGUUCAUCACUUCGGUACUCGCUCAAAAGGUUCUAACGAUGUCUACCUCAAAGUCGUCAACACUGACUUUUGGAUGCGCAUUCUUUUGUACGUCCCCUUCAUCACCCCUCUUAUCAUGUCUAGAUCCUCAUCACCCUUCAGUUCUCAAGAUCUGGGCUUCAGUGAAGCCUAUAUGAUGGGAGACGUCGAAGUAGAUAACUUGAAGGGCGUCAUGGACCUUUGGCUGGACAAUGAGUCUGGAAUGGACCACUUGUCUUCCGCCGUCUCUCGCGUAACAUCGGCAAUUUCCGGGAUAUCAAAUGCGUUUCUCGGCCAGACGCGCUCCAAAGCACGUUUGAACGCCAUCGCCAGUUACGAUCAAUCCAAUGAGCUAUUCAAGGCCUUCUUGAGUCAGGAGAUGAUGUACUCCUGUGCCCUAUGGACAGAAGCAGAAGGUGGCGUCCGUGGUGACUUGAUUUCAGGUCCCACACCCGGCGAUUUGGAAGCUGCUCAGCUCCGUAAAAUUCGUUAUGUUCUCACUGCCGCAAAAGUAAAACCAGGUGACCGGAUACUAGAAUUCGGUUCUGGUUGGGGCGGUAUGGCUAUCGAGGCUGCUCGCACGUUUGGUUGCGAAGUUGACACUUUGACUUUGUCAAAAGAACAAAAGGCUCUUGCAGAGGAACGCAUUAAGGCGGCCGGUCUGCAAGAUGUCAUUCGUGUUCAUCUCAUGGAUUACCGCGAGAUCCCUCCUUCUUUCGAAAAGGCCUUCGACGCAUUUAUCAGCAUCGAAAUGCUUGAGCAUGUGGGCUCUAAGCAUUACCAUGGUUACUUCAAACUCGUCGACUUUGCUCUCAAAUCCAGCAAUGCAACAGCUGUGGUUAGCGCAUCAACGUUCCCAGAAUCGCGGUACUCUGGCUAUCAGCCCGAAGACUUCAUGCGCAAAUACAUGUGGCCUAAUUCAUGCCUUCCGAGUGCCACGGCACUCAUCACUGGCGCAAACACCGGUUCAGAAGGGCGUUUCACGCUCGAGGGUGUCGAAAACCACGCAGCUCACUACCCACGGACAUUGCGCGAAUGGGGACGUCGUCUUGAUGCCAAUGUCAGACAAGAUCUGAUCGUCCAGGACUACCCUAGUCUAAAAGACAAGGCCGAAUUCGAUAUUUUCCGGCGCAAAUGGCAAUACUUGUUCGCAUAUGCGGGUGCUGGUUUUGCCAAGGGUUACAUCACCUGCCAUAUGCUCACAUUCACCCGUCCUAAUGACUGUCCCGUCACCUGCGACUGAAAUUAAAGUGCAUCAUUGUCCGCGUUCUGAUUCAGGGAUCCGAAUUAUUCUGGAAAAGGAUCUUAUAAAGAUCGAUGCCUGUGCACAUAGACUCGUGCUCAUUACUACUUUAUUCCUCCCAUUAUUAUGCUGAUGAUCUCCUGCCUAUAUAUUCCGCUCGACUGGGAACAUUUCGUUCUACUCGACUACUGUAUCAAUACGUUGCAUAGAUCCGCGACUUUAUAUCGUUACUUCUGCAUCCAUAACACCUUACCACUGUCUCCUAUUUACGUACGGGAAUAUUAUUGUUUUAUGAACAACUACCCUCGGUAUGGCAACUUGACUUCGCCGCUGUUGUAAGCAACUUGUUCCGAGCAAGGGUCAAAGAGCU